Messenger RNA from Vigna unguiculata (cowpea), 2219 nucleotides. Its product is annotated as Galactose oxidase/kelch repeat superfamily protein. NCBI's taxonomy places the organism in Eukaryota, Viridiplantae, Streptophyta, Magnoliopsida, Fabales, Fabaceae. Gene Ontology annotation, molecular function: protein binding. The record is from RefSeq and is a predicted model, not a curated record.
UCAAAUAGUGACAAAGUAAAUCAAAUCAAACCAAAGAGAGAGACUCUAACAGGGACCAAAGUUCCGUCUUCCAUGUUCUUCUCACAAUCUCAAUCCUUCAACCUCUAUCAACUUUUUCUCUCAUCAAUGGGACUGCGUGGUUCCAAAAUCCGAGGGUAUCGGAAAUUUUAGCUCAGGAGUAUCGGCGAUUGAAAAAAAUUAUGGUUCUGUUAUUUGGUUGGUGUGAGGGUGUGGAAUAGAUGUUUGAAUCUGAGAUUUUGCUUGAUUUGGGGGUUCGGAGGAAUUAGAUAGAUAGAGGGCAUGGAUUGUUCAGGGCAUUCUUCCAAAUCAGGGUCUGGAGUGUGUGUUGCUCAACCUGUAGAAAAUGGAGGUUUUGGUGGAGAUGGGAGGUGCUGCAAGCAUGCUUCCCCUCCAAGGAGUGGUGGGUCCAGGAAUAAUAGUCCAAUGGGGCGGGGAGGGUCCAGGAACACGAGCCCUUCGCGGCAGAAGGUUGUUAAGACCAAGCCAAGGGGUUUGGAUGAGGAAACUCUUGCCACAUUUGGUAAGGUAGUGCAUACCGAUGUUCAAAUGGAGGAUAAUAUAUGGGCAAUGUUGCCCGAGGACUUGUUGCAUGAGAUCUUAGCUAGGGUGCCUCCGUUUCUAAUUUUCCGGCUCCGAUUGGUUUGUAAACGGUGGAAUUCUCUGCUUCAAGAUAGUAGUUUUCUCAAAUUCCAUUCCAGUGUGCCAUCGCAUGGACCAUGUCUCCUUACAUUUUGGAAGAACACGCAGAUCCCACAGUGUUCGGUUUUCAGCUUACCACUGAAAACUUGGUAUAGAAUACCGUUCACUUUCUUGCCACCAUGGGCAUUCUGGUUAGUUGGAUCUUCUGGUGGUCUUGUUUGCUUUUCUGGGCAUGAUGGACUAAUGUUCAAGACUCUGGUGUGUAACCCCCUAACUCAAACUUGGAGGGCACUGCCCAGUAUGCAUUACAAUCAACAAAGACAACUGAUAUUGGUUGUUGAUCGGGUGGAUCGGUCAUUUAAAGUGAUAGCCACGAGCGAUAUUUAUGGUGACAAGUCAUUGCCAACUGAAGUUUAUGACUCAAAGAUCGACAGUUGGACAAUUCAUCAGAUUAUGCCAGCAGUUAAUCUCUGCUCUUCAAAAAUGGCUUAUUGUGACUCCAGAUUGUACUUAGAAACCCUUUCACCGCUUGGUCUGAUGAUGUAUAGAUUAGACACAGGUCACUGGGAACAUAUUCCGGCUAAGUUCCCUCGAUCAUUGUUGGAUGGUUAUUUGGUUGCUGGUACCCAAAAGCGUCUUUUUCUUGUUGGAAGGAUUGGCCUUUAUAGUACUCUACAGAGUAUGAGAAUUUGGGAAUUGGAUCAUACCAAAUUUACGUGGGUGGAGAUCAGUAGGAUGCCCCCUAAGUAUUUUCGUGCUUUGUUGAGAUUAUCAGCGGAGCGAUUUGAAUGCUUUGGGCAGGAUAAUUUAAUCUGCUUCACGUCUUGGAACCAAGGGAAAGGUCUUCUAUAUGAUGUGGAUAAAAAGAUCUGGUCAUGGAUUGGUGGGUGUGCUCUCCAGUCAUACAACAAUCAAGUUUGUUUCUAUGACCCGAGGUUUGAUGCUUCUAUCUACUAAGUUUGAGUCUUGUGACAUGGUGUCAGUUGUACAUCAACAUUUACAAUGAUUUUCUUGACGUGUGUUCUUUGCAAUGACAUUCUCUCUGACCAUUCAUAAUGUUAUUGCUCACAAUGGGCUGAUUUUCUUCAUCGGUAAAAUGUCUUACUUGCUGCAAUGAACAGCAUGCCUGACUCUGAAUACCGGUUCAGCUCCAUAGACAGAUUUCUGUGAAUGGAAUUCAAGAUGAAAGAUAAUGCAAGUUGAUGUACAGUGCUGAAGGAAAGAUUAUCAACUUCUACAAACGGGUUUGGAUGUUUAAAAAGGGGUAUGUAGCUGUUGAUGUGCGGGAAACAUUUUUUUGAAGACAUUUUCUUACCUUACCAAUUGGAGAAGAUGCUUUAUAGGCAUUGAAACUGUGCAUCCUAAAUUUUAACUGCUUUUCUGCUUGACGGCUCACCGGUGUAAUGUAACUGUUCUGAAGCUUGUCUUGAACAUUGACCAUGUGUAACUUUCUGUGUAAAUGGAUUCUCCCAACCCUUGUUUUUUACUCAUGAAGAGAAUGGUUAACUUUAUAAUAUCGUCUUGAUCUUGAUCAGAUUAUAGAAAAUGAUCUUGUUAUU